Messenger RNA from Camellia sinensis, 774 nucleotides. Lineage: Eukaryota; Viridiplantae; Streptophyta; Magnoliopsida; Ericales; Theaceae. The record is from RefSeq and is a predicted model, not a curated record.
AUGGAAGACAACACUGAGCAAAACAAGAAUACCAUUAUAUAUGAACUAGAUGAUGAUAACGGUAAUGAUGGUAAGUAUAAUAUUCAUAAUGAAGAUAAUAACGUCAAUUCUAAUGAUAUUCUAACUAAAAGAGAUAUUAAGCAUCUAGAUGAAUUAACUGAAAAUGAUGUGUUUGAAAUGACAUUUGAUUCAGAAGAAAAUGGAGAAAGAUUUUUUAAUUCGUAUGCUAAGGUGAAAGACAACACUGAGCAAAACAAGAAUACCAUUAUAUAUGAACUAGAUGAUGAUAACGGUAAUGAUGGUAAGUAUAAUAUUCAUAAUGAAGAUAAUAACGUCAAUUCUAAUGAUAUUCUAACUAAAAGAGAUAUUAAGCAUCUAGAUGAAUUAACUGAAAAUGAUGUGUUUGAAAUGACAUUUGAUUCAGAAGAAAAUGGAGAAAGAUUUUUUAAUUCGUAUGCUAAGGUGAAAGGUUUUAGUAUUCGAAGGGAUCAGUUGUAUAAGGACAAGAAUAAUAUGGUUAUAUCAAGGAAUUGGGUAUGUUCAAAAGAAGGACACAGACAAUCCAAAUACCUUGAGAUUAAAGAACGUAAAAGAGAACCAAAACAAUUAACUAAAGUUGGUUGUCGUGCUUGUUUUUGUAUCAAAUACAAUCGGCGUACUUCCAAAUAUGAAAUGAAUGAAUUUUUCAAAGAGCACAAUCAUUCCAUGAUAAGGCCUCUUGGUGUUCAAUUUCUGCGCUCACACCGGAAUGUUACGAGUGCCGACAAGGCAUAA